AUGGUGAAGAAUCCUAAUUCAAUGCUUUUAGAACCUCUCCGCGAGAAAGAUUCCAUUGUCAGUGUGGCUAGCACGUCUACAGCUCCACCUGGCCAUCUACCAAGCACUCCACUUGCCUCCCCGACGCUUUCAGAAGAGCCUCUUCUGGACCAACAUCCCGAAUGGAUUCAGAAUCCAAAAGCGACCCGAUUUCUUGUCGGUUUACUGACAAGUAUGUAUGUAUUGCUACUCACUAUUGUGUCCUGCCUUAUCUCCUUAUCAUCCGCAUGGCAAUCACCUGAUCUAUGGCUAGCGGAGACGAUAUUCUCACUUUUGAUGUACGGUAUUGCCAUACUAUUUUUCAUUUACACUUAUUUUAUGGUAAUCUAUCCAAAGCCAAUCAACGCUUUGAUCAUGUUUCUGAACAAGAAGAGACCAUCUUGGGUGCCAAGACCAGAUAGAUGGCUCAUCCCGCCACCGUUACAUAAUGGAGAAGGUGCUGGAACCCUCUAUCUACGACUUGGAGCUCUUUUAUUCGGAACACUUGGCAGUGUCCUUUGGGGCUGCGAGAUCUACCUUUGCUUCUCUGGCGAAUGCGUUCAUCGUUUGGUGUCUGCCAAAGACAUUGCCGCGAUAAUUUUCACUUUUCUCCAAAUGCAUUUCAUCGUUUGCAACUCGAAAAUCACAUUUCAUCGGAAUAACCAUCUUGCGAGCUUUGGAAUGAUGCAUUGUGUAGCUGUGAAUAUCUGGACAUGGUUUUCAAUGUGUUUGGUGAAAGCGCAAGUGAAACGUCUCAAGAAGGAGAAGAAGGAAUUGGAACACCAAAAGAAUUCGACAGCUAGCUAUUCUGAAUCCUCCUCCUCAUCUUCAUCAUCAUCGUCGGAAGAACUCGAAGCCACUACAGUACUAGAAGGGAUAGUAGAAGUUGUAGUGGAGAAAAUGAAGCCAAUAAUGAUGUCCACAAAUUCAUCCUCUGCGAAAACUUAUUCUUCCAACAACUACACAACUUCAAACCACACUCUUCUCCGAAUGCAAUCUAUGGCUCGACUAGGAGACAUCUCCAGUUUCUUGCUGACCUGUCUCGUAGAAUAUUCUUUGAUCGGGGCCGCUGUCUGCUUCAUAAUUUGGAAAUACAUGGGUGCUACAAGUACGGAAGAGAACGUUGAUAAGAGGAAGAAGAAGUUGAGAAUGGAUUGUACGAGUACUACAGUCGGACUGUUCGCUGGCAUCUUCUUCAUGACUGCGGCAUUUGUGACGAUUGGAAUUUACACAAUGUUGUACAAUAAGAAGAACUAUGGAGGUUCUGAUUUGAUCCUUGGAAUUGUGUGCCUGAUUUUGUUCUGUGUAGCACUGAUAGCAACGAUUUUCGGGUCAUGGAGAAUGCGUGUCCUCCAAUACCGGUUACAUGCUCAUGGAGAAGUCAUUGAUGAGAUUCUGCUUAUCAUUGGACUUGUAGGAGAAUUGGUUUACUGUUCGAUAGGAUUUGAUAUGAUAAUCAAUGGAAAACGAACCGGAAAAGAUGCCCCAAACCUCGCCAUCGCAGUUUUCACAUUUCGAAUCGUUCAAGUUAUCGUCCAAGCCAUCUACAUCCUGAUUGCAUCUAGAUUAAGAUGCUUGUCAGCUACAAAUGCCCAAUACCAACCUGGAAAACAGACAUUGACAUUUCUAAUCAUUAUCAAUAUCACCCUAUUCGUCUAUCAUGUUUUCGAGGGAAUGAAGAACAUGUAUGGAUUCCCGAGUAUCAUGGAAAACAAAUACUUCGAGCUCCUCAACAUUUCUUCUCCUCUGGUGGUCUUUUAUAGAUUCCACAGCUCCGCUUGCCUGGCGGAAAUCUGGAAGCACACCUACUCAACAAAACAUAACCAUCAUCAUCAUAAUGUACAGUCUCCGAUAAGCUCUCCGAUUAAUUCUCCGAUGUCCGAUGCUUCUCAUCAUCAUCAGCAACUUGUCUAA
Messenger RNA from Caenorhabditis briggsae, 1932 nucleotides. NCBI's taxonomy places the organism in Eukaryota, Metazoa, Nematoda, Chromadorea, Rhabditida, Rhabditidae. The transcript has 7 exons. The record is from RefSeq and is a predicted model, not a curated record. Bases 1 to 1932 code for a protein of 643 amino acids. Gene Ontology annotation, molecular function: proton channel activity. Gene Ontology annotation, biological process: proton transmembrane transport. Gene Ontology annotation, cellular component: membrane.